Schistocerca piceifrons (Central American locust) is the source of this 2481-nucleotide messenger RNA. Its product is annotated as glycine-rich cell wall structural protein 1.8-like. The record is from RefSeq and is a predicted model, not a curated record. The transcript has a single exon. Lineage: Eukaryota; Metazoa; Arthropoda; Insecta; Orthoptera; Acrididae. The coding region runs from base 1 to 2481 and encodes 826 amino acids.
AUGAGGCAAGAUGCGGGCAAGGAGGAGAGAAAGGGACGAGGCAAGAUGCGGGCAAGGAGGAGAGAAAGGGACGAGGCAAGAUGUAGGAGAGGAGGAGAUAAGGGGACGAGGCAAGAUGCAGGCAAGGAGGAGAUAUGGGGACGAGGCAGGAUGUGGGCAAGGAGGAGAGAAGGGGACAAGGCGAGAGUUGGGGAAAGGAGGCGGGGAAAGGAGGCGGGAGGCGGGGAAAGGAGGCGGGAGGCGGGGAAAGGAUGCGGGAGGUGGGGCAAGGAGGCGGGAGGCGGGGCAGGGAGCGGCGAGUGGCGGGGCAGGGAGGGGCGAGUGGCGGGGCAGGGAGGGGCGAAUGGCGGAGCAGGGAGGGGAGAGUGUCGGGGCAAGGGGAAGGGACGAGAGGCGGGCAAGGGGACGGGACGAGAGGCGGGCAAGGGGACGGGACGAGAGGCGGGCCGAGGGGACGGUACGAGAGGCGGGGCGAGGGGACGAGACGAGAGGCGGGGCGAGGGGACGGGACGAGAGGCGGGGCGAGGGGACGGGACGAGAGGCGGGGCGAGGGGACGGGACGAGAGGCGGGGCGAGGGGACGGGACGAGAGGCGGGGCGAGGGGACGGGACGAGAGGCGGGGCGAGGGGACGGGACGAGAGGCGGGGCGAGGGGACGGGACGAGAGGCGGGGCGAGGGGACGGGGCGAGAGGCGGGGCGAGGGGACGGGACGAGAGGCGGGGCGAGGGGACGGGACGAGAGGCGGGGCGAGGGGACGGGACGAGAGGCGGGGCGAGGGGACGGGACGAGAGGCGGGGCGAGGGGACGGGACGAGAGGCGGGGCGAGGGGACGGGACGAGAGGCGGGGCGAGGGGACGGGACGAGAGGCGGGGCGAGGGGGCGACAAGGGGACGAGGCGAGAGGCGUGGCAAGGGGGCGACAAGGGGACGAGGCGAGAGGCGUGGCAAGGGGGCGAGAGGCGGGGCAAGGGGGCGACAGGCGGGGCAAGGGGGCGAGAGGCGGGGCAAGGGGGAAGCGAGGGGGCGGGGCAAGGGGGCGGGGCGAGAGGCGGGGCAAGGGGGCGGGGCGAGAGGCGGGGCAAGGGGGCGGGGCGAGAGGACGACGAGGGGACGGGGUGAGAGGCGGGGCAAGGGGGUGACGAGGGGACGGGGCGAGAGGCGGGGCAAGGGGACGGGCCGAGAGGCGGGGCCAGGGGGCGACGAGGGGACGGGGCGAGAGGAGGGGCAAGGGGGCGACGAGGGGACGGGGCGAGAGGCGGGGCAAGGGGGCGACAAGGGGACGAGGCGAGAGGCGUGGCAAGGGGGCGAGAGGCGGGGCAAGGGGGCGACAGGCGGGGCAAGGGGGCGAGAGGCGGGGCAAGGGGGCGAAGCGAGGGGGCGGGGCAAGGGGGCGGGGCGAGAGGCGGGGCAAGGGGGCGGGGCGAGAGGCGGGGCAAGGGGGCGGGGCGAGAGGACGACGAGGGGACGGGGUGAGAGGCGGGGCAAGGGGGUGACGAGGGGACGGGGCGAGAGGCGGGGCAAGGGGACGGGCCGAGAGGCGGGGCCAGGGGGCGACGAGGGGACGGGGCAAGAGGAGGGGCAAGGGGGCGACGAGGGGACGGGGCGAGAGGCGGGGCAAGGUGGCGACAAGGGGACGGGGCGAGAGGCGGGGCAAGGUGGCGACAAGGGGACGGGGCGAGAGGCGGGGCAAGGGGGUGACAAGGGGACGGGGCGAGAGGCGGGGCAAGGGGGCGACAAGGGGACGGGGCGAGAGGCGGGGCAGGGAGGAGACAAGGGGGCAGGGAGGGGACAAGGGGGCAGGGAGGGGACAAGGGGGCAAGGAGGCGACAAGGGGGCAAGGAGGCGACAAGGGGGCAACAAGGGGGCAAGGAGGCGACAAGGUGGCAAGGGGGGGGCAAGGGGGCGACGAGGGGGCAAGGGGGCGACGAGGGGGCAAGGUGGCAAGGGGGGGCAAGGGGGGCGACGAGGGGGCAAGGUGGCAAGGGGGGGCAAGGGGGCGACGAGGGGGCAAGGGGGCGACGAGGGGGCAAGGGGGCGACGAGGGGGCAAGGGGGCGACGAGGGGGCAAGGGGGCGACGAGGGGGCAAGGGGGCGACGAGGGGGCAAGGGGGCGACGAGGGGGCAAGGGGGCGACGAGGGGGCAAGGGGGCGACGAGGGGGCAAGGGGGCGACGAGGAGGCAAGGGGGCGACGAGGAGGCAAGGGGGCGACGAGGAGGCAAGGGGGCGACGAGGAGGCAAGGGGGCGACGAGGAGGCAAGGGGGCGACGAGGAGGCGGCAAGUGGGCAAGUCGGCGACAAGGUGGCAAGGAGGCGACAAGGGGGCAAGGAGGCGACAAGGGGGCAAGGAGGCGACAAGGGGGCAAGGAGGCGACAAGUGGGCAAGGAGGCGACAAGUGGGCAAGGAGGCGACAAGUGGGCAAGGAGGCGACAAGUGGGCAAGGAGGCGACAAGUGGGCAAGUAGGCGACAAGUGGGCAAGUAG